This is a messenger RNA of Porites evermanni, 11450 nucleotides long. The record is from the annotation of a GenBank genome assembly. NCBI's taxonomy places the organism in Eukaryota, Metazoa, Cnidaria, Anthozoa, Scleractinia, Poritidae.
AGUAACAGCUCGGCACUCGAAAUCUAUCACGCCACGUGUGCGAUCUAUGUCACUAUUCCGCAGCCUUCAGAGUCACUUAGGAUGUAUACCGCACAGGUUGUCGAAACGUCAGUCACUGUCAAAAACAACAGUCCUAUUCAGUACUAUACGUUCACCCGGGCGAUCAAAAUCAACCUACUUUUGAAGCUACCUAGUCUUAUCUUGAUAAAAGUGUAGCCAUGAAUAGGGCCUUGAAAACAGGGACCAAUCUGCGCGAUGAUAAGAAACGUAUAUUAUGACAAACAUUCUACAAAUUAGUAAGGUUCCAGCCAUGAACAGCUUUUGUUUAUAACUUAAAGAAUAGCGUGCUUUCAUUUAUGAAUAAGGCUUUAAAGAUGCAAACGAGCAUACAUCGGGGCAGGCUAGCUUAGCCUACCCCUCUUAGGGCUUCAUGUUUCAUUGACUGCAUUAACCAUCUGGUCUGGUAAAUGUCUAUCUAUUAUGUGUUCACUUGAUGUCACGAGCUCUAACGUCUUAAUGUUUACGAGCCCGACCCCUUCCAGUGCAAUUGAAUACUGUAUUCAUUUGUUAAUGAGGCUUCCAAACUAAAUGCAAUAUGCAUGAGACUGCAUUUCUGCAUGGUUCAAUUUGAUCUGUUUAAUACUCCUCGGGGAUUUGCCAUUUUUUCUCUCUUGGUGGUCUGUUCCCCACCCCAGGGCACGCGGGAAAGAGAAACUUCUCCACUCCCGAGCUCCUGAUCGACCUCAUACGUCUUUUUGGGUACAAUUUUUUAGAGAAGAAUAUUGAUUUCCGUGCAAUAGCAAAAUGAGACGUUUGCAGAAAUUUUAUAAAUGUAUUCUGGAGUUUAUUGAGAGAAGGAUGAUAAGUGACAUGUAAAAUGUAGUUAAAACAUGAACAGUACAUUUGAAAACGAAAAUGAAGAAAAAACUCUUCAAGCGCCUCCUUGUUAGAGCACUUCAUAAGAACACUGGAUUGAAUCUCUGUUUAUCUAUAUAUGUUAAGAACCUUGUAUCUGUUUUCAUAUACAGUCUAUUUAAGUUGCCUUAUUAUUAAAGUAAUUUGAGAAAUAUUUCUUUAUUUCUUUUGUAAAAUAAAAUCCAUUCGAGUACUCAUCAUACGCUCAUUCGUGCCAAAUUUCAAAACAUACCUUCAAAUACAGACUUUAAUUUUGAUAGGUAAUUCCUCUCCAUCCACUUCCCGACAAAUUCCUGCGUUUUCCCUUGAAAACACGUAGUCAAGUUUCACAGCUUCGUGCAAACCGCGCGAGAAGUAACACGUACUUCGCAAAAUCAAAGAGAAGUUACUUUGAUUUGCUCCAACUUUGUCCUUAAGAUGUAAUUAAACUACACUUUUAUUUCUGUUGUUGUAGAUUCUACUCGUUGCUGAAGCGCUUCUGCUAGUCUCUAGCUUUUGCCCAGAAACGUUUUACCAACAUGGGAACAUAUGCUGCCAGCUUUGCUCUAAAGGCACGUAUCUCAGCCAUCCUUGUUCAGAGGACCGUGGGAGUUCCUCUUGUGAGGCUUGCCCUGUAAGUUAUAAAAACAUUUUUUUUAAUGUGAUUUUAGUCAUUCUUCUUAUCGAAUCCUCGUCACAAAGUUAAAUAAAGUCCAGCCAGAACUUAUUUCUGGCAACUUCAUUGAAAGUAUAAUCAGUACUCAGGGGGGUGGAGGGAUACUGAAGAAAGUUUUAUACUCGGAGAGGCUCCACCGCAAGGUCAAAUACCUUUGACAGAAAAUGUAGCCCUUUCGUAUACCUUCUAUUGACAAAUGGUACCUCUUUCACAAACGUAGAUUACAACUUUGCGUUCCUUUUAGGAUCUUUUAGUUGCUGUAAAUGCACUUUUUCAUAUAUGAAUCGAUCACAAAACCGUAGCGUUUUCUAAGCUUCUUCAAAGUCCAAAAAUUUACCUGUCAGCCUUUUUGGAGUUUUUUUACACAUCAAAAUGAAAGAUUUCCCUACCCUUACGUACACUCCAAGUAGUGAAAUCCCUACCCUUUCAUACCUACCCUUUCAUACCUGAAGCUUGAAAAAGGUACCCCUUUCUGGCGGAGCCUCCAUGUAUGGGCCAUUAUAGGGAGCGCCCUCCCCCCCCCCCCCCCCCCCCUCUUUGUUAAUAAUACUAAAAAGUGUUGAAAACUGGAAAAAAUAAAAAUAACAAAAAUAUAGCUUACCUUCAGCACGAUAACUAUGACCAAUUUUAUCAUUUAGAAUUUUUACAUACUGUUCUUUUCAAAGUCCAAAAAUUUACCUGUCAGCCUUUUUGGAGUUUUUUUACACAUCAAAAUGAAAGAUUUCCCUACCCUUACGUACACUCCAAGUAGCGAAAUCCCUACCCUUUCAUAUACCUGAAGCUUGAAAAAUAUACCCCUUUCUGGCGGAGCCUCCAUGUAUGGGCCAUUAUAGGGAUCGCCCCCCCCCCCCUUCCAGGGUACUUUGUAGUAAGAUGAAAUGAUGGACAGUCAAGGAUUGAAGGAACAACACAAUUAUUCCACAGGUUUUAGGCUGUGAAAUAAUUGUCCAUCAUUUCAUCUUAAAAUAUAGUGAGUGACUUCCUUUUUGGUGGUUUAAAAUUGUUUGCGGUCAGCUUUGUAACACAGAGAUUGUAAUUUUUGGUGGAGUAUCAUAAGGAGGCUUAACCAUUAUAUUAGAGAGCUUUAGAUUCUAAGACGAGGACGACAACGAGUACGACAUUUUCCCAAUACCUGAAUCUGGCGGGAAAACAUGAUAGCCGUCGUCAUUCUACUACGAGUUUUAGCGAGAAUGUAGUCAGGCGGGAACAAGUUAUGAAAUUUUAGAAGUUUAAUCAUUUUGCGACCGGGAAAGGGCUAAACCUUCUCCAAUAAAAAUAACCGCAUUAAGUUUUCAUGUGAAAAAUAGUACAAAGAAGCUUUCCGGGUUGAAUAUUUUUCGAGAAUACGCGAAAAAAAUUUAAGAUAAAUGUCGUACUCGUAGUCGCCCUCGUCUUCAAAUCUAAAGCUCUCUAUUGCUCCAGUGUGUUUCACAUUUAUGUAGUCAGUGGCGUCUCACUAGAAUCUUGUGUCUCCGUACCCUGUUAGCAGAUACAUCAUUUGGCUGUGAUUUAAGAUUGAAAGCACGCGAUGACACUUUUUAAGCGAAGAUAUCAUCGCCGCUGCCGUCCUCGGCGUUCCCUAUCACUUCAGAUACCCGGACGAGUCCUUAGGGUAGAAUGAUUUAUUUGUUUCCUUUGCUUUGACAGUCGUUCACGUUCAUGGACCAUAACAAUAACAACUCACAAUGUCAGCCAUGCACAAAGUGUGAACCAUCCCAAAUUGAACUUGAGGAAUGUGAAGCCAAGAAAAAUACGAAGUGCGGCUGCCCACGCGGCAAAUUCCACAAUUCACAUUACCUCUUUUGUAUGGACUGCAAAAAGUGUCCCGUGGGAGAGGGGGUGGUGAGACCCUGUUUAGAAGAUAGUGACACGAAAUGUGAACCAUGCCCAAAGGUAUGUAUAUAUAAUUAGUUAAUACUAGAAGUACAAUAUUUUAUGAACUGAAGAUUUGACUAGGUAUUUUAUUACAUAUAGUUUCGUACUACACGAUGGUGUAGCACUCUUCAGAGAAAAUAGCGUAAUGAUAGAUCACAACAGUACGCUGAUUAUAACUGAAAUUUCAAAAUGAAGUUAAAGUAGAAACAACGCUGUUUCUCUAGGUUCUAUUAUGUAACAGAAGAGAACUUGAAAUUUUUUAACAGAAAUUUGCUAGCGUGUCCUCACGAAGAUACAAGAUCGUUGCCUUUGUUAAGAGUGGCUAGAAGUGGCUUACAGAUUAUAAAACAUUUCUCCCACAGACAUAAAUUACACCGUUUUGAAGAGCGGUUGUAGGCGAUACCCUGCUUCAAGAAGUUAAUGUUACUGCCUUAAGGUUCCAUACAUUUUUACUUAGCUCGGUGCUCAUUCUCUUGCUAGAGUUGUUAAAUGAUGCUUUAUGGUUCGGGAAGCGGGUCUCUUAAAAGUGUUUUCAGCUACGCAAUAGAAUCCAAAUGCCUAGUCAAAUCUUCAGUUGAUAAAACAUUGUCUCUCUGGUAUUCCUGCUCUAGUCCUUCUAUUGACUACUCUGACAGCACUCCUGCAUCAGCUCAAAUCAAGUUAUUAGUUAAUAACGGUGUCGAACAAAACGCACCUUUAUCUCAGUGGCUUUCUAGUCGCUAGUUGCUUGCUGGUGAAGGUAUCACUUGUAUAAGUAGCCUGCGUAGCAAUCGUUUCCACGCGAGUUCGUCGCGAAAGUUGGGACGAGAGCACGAGCCAUCCAUUUUGGAGAUCAUUUGCUGUACUGUACAGUUGGCUCGGCUAGCCGGGCCUCCCUAUUCGAUCGUAGGGUUACCCAGCGGGGUCAACUCGGUCAAGGGGAGAUAAUCGGAGCAUGGGCGAGCGCUGUUGGCGCGGGCAAAGGGGUCAACCUGACUGAGAGGGUGACCCUCCUUCCCGGCAGAGCUUUUCCCAUAUCAGAUAAACCGGACGAGAAAAAAACUCACAUUUGCGUGGGGUAUUUUGAAAACGUCGAGGAAAUGACAAACUUGUUUCUUACUCUAGGGCACAUUCUCAGACCUGGAAAGUUUUGAAGACAAAUGCAUCAAGUGUACGAAGUGCGAACCAGCCGGAAUUAUGAUUGUCAAAGAAGAGUGUAACGCGUCUAGGGAUACCAUCUGCGAAAGAACAAACGUUACACUUCAUUUAAUUACGUCAUCACAGAGCUUUGCCUCUGGUAAGUAAGAAGUACAGUUGAACUUUUAUAAAGAGGCCACCUAUUAAGCAGCCACCUUCUAUUGAGCGGCCAGUAAUCAAAGGCCCGAAAUAAUUGUAGAAAAGAAUGGGUACUUAAACCGCUCUUAAGCGGCCGUGGCCAGCUUUUGGCCGUCCCAAAGAGAGUUCUCCCAUUGUUGACACCUCUAUUAAGCGGCCAUCAAGCCCUUGAUACACUAAGUUUGGCCUUAUUUCAGGAAUAUGAUGAAGGAAAAUGCUGUCCGAGAUAGAAGGUGGAGAUCGAUUGUGGACCAGUAAUGCUGCUCCCGUCGCGCGAUUGUUUCAAAAGAGAUGUUUCUGCAAAAGACUAUGCUAAUUUAUGACGUACCUCUAUUAAGCGGCCAAAGUUUAUUAAGCGUUGACUUGCCAACAGCCCGAGAGUGGCCGCUUAAUUAAUAGAGGUUCAAUUGUAUUGUAGGCUAAACUGACUUUGUCUUUAACAAUUUUAUUCGAGGGUAACUGGGGUUUUCGACUUUGCGGUUCUAUGCAUUGUUAAGAUUGAUUACUCGUUAUUCAGUAUUUUGUUCUUCAAAUUUGCCGUUUGUUCGUUUCAUCGUCCUUGACAGUUUCUAGUUUGAUUUUUGGACGCUUUGUUUUCGAUUUUUGAAAGAUUAUCUCACGAAAAAUCACCCGCCCAAUUUUGCUCGCUUCCCGGAAGAAUUAAAAUAUUCAGAACCCUGCACUCGCAAUUUUUGGGUAUUCUGUUAGGAUAAUUGAAUUCUUUCGGAUUCCGUUUCUACCAAAAGUUUAGGAAUAUUUUUUGGCUGUCCCCGUCCACUGGCAUCCUCGUAUUCUGCAGCCAACGUUUUUGCAAACCNNGGAAUUAUGAUUGUCAAAGAAGAGUGUAACGCGUCUAGGGAUACCAUCUGCGAAAGAACAAACGUUACACUUCAUUUAAUUACGUCAUCACAGAGCUUUGCCUCUGGUAAGUAAGAAGUACAGUUGAACUUUUAUAAAGAGGCCACCUAUUAAGCAGCCACCUUCUAUUGAGCGGCCAGUAAUCAAAGGCCCGAAAUAAUUGUAGAAAAGAAUGGGUACCUAAACCGCUCUUAAGCGGCCGCGGCCAGCUUUUGGCCGUCCCAAAGAGAGUUCUCCCAUUGUUGACACCUCUAUUAAGCGGCCAUCAAGCCCUUGAUACACUAAGUUUGGCCUUAUUUCAGGAAUAUGAUGAAGGAAAAUGCUGUCCGAGAUAGAAGGUGGAGAUCGAUUGUGGACCAGUAAUGCUGCUCCCGUCGCGCGAUUGUUUCAAAAGAGAUGUUUCUGCAAAAGACUAUGCUAAUUUAUGACGUACCUCUAUUAAGCGGCCAAAGUUUAUUAAGCGUUGACUUGCCAACAGCCCGAGAGUGGCCGCUUAAUUAAUAGAGGUUCAAUUGUAUUGUAGGCUAAACUGACUUUGUCUUUAACAAUUUUAUUCGAGGGUAACUGGGGUUUUCGACUUUGCGGUUCUAUGCAUUGUUAAGAUUGAUUACUCGUUAUUCAGUAUUUUGUUCUUCAAAUUUGCCGUUUGUUCGUUUCAUCGUCCUUGACAGUUUCUAGUUUGAUUUUUGGACGCUUUGUUUUCGAUUUUUGAAAGACUAUCUCACGAAAAAUCACCCGCCCAAUUUUGCUCGCUUCCCGGAAGAAUUAAAAUAUUCAGAACCCUGCACUCGCAAUUUUUGGGUAUUCUGUUAGGAUAAUUGAAUUCUUUCGGAUUCCGUUUCUACCAAAAGUUUAGGAAUAUUUUUUGGCUGUCCCCGUCCACUGGCAUCCUCGUAUUCUGCAGCCAACGUUUUUGCAAACCCCCUUCAAAACUCGCUCCAAUUAGUUUUUUUCUCUAUCUUUAUGUUCCCUAUCUAAAAAGGACGCUUUUACUGACCUCCCUGUCAGUUUUCGACGCGCAUUAACUAGAUAGCAGAAAGAUAUCCUCAGAAAAUGUAGUCCACAAACCUGAUUUUCCUUUGGAAUUUCUUUCAGCCACUCUUCAGCAAGUUUAUUCCAGUGUUACAGGGAAUCCUCAUCAAGUUACAGUAAAGACUAGCUCGCAGUACAAAUACAUCAUCGCCAUCGUUUCUGUUGGCUUGAUAAUUUGUGUCGUUGUGGCAGCUUUUCUUUGUUUUGUCUUAAAACGAAGACGAUCUGGUGGUACCUGCGCAGAUACCUCCCAUACUCAAGGUAGGUUGAAUAUCUUCGGUAUCCGGUCACCUCGCCACCAAACCAUUUCGCCACCAAGAAUAGGACUUUUAAACUUUACAGUGCGACUUCUCGAACGGGGGCACUUGGUAGAAGAUCAUCCAAUCACAAUGUUUUUUGAAUACAAUAGAUUUUCAGUUCCUUUCAAGUUCCUACGUUCAGAACUAACAGAAGACGCUUUCAUUCAGUACCAAGGUCCCUUGCUUUUUAACUCACUUAGUCUAGACAUUCUAGUUCUCUCUCAGUUAGAGUAUCAACUUUUAAGAAAAAACUGAAGAAACACCUUCUCAUUUAACUAAUCUCUUUCUUUCCCUCCAUCCCCUUUUGUCAGCUUUGUGUUUUGUCUUUAUUUUUUUUCCUUAUCUCUUUUUUGUUUGUUUGAUACCUUAUUUCUUCGUAUUAUUGUUUCGCUGCCUUCGCCGUUCAGUUAAAGUGAUAUUGAGUUUAUCUUUUGUAAUUUAAUAGGGAAAGACCACGUUGUAUAAGCCUCAUGGUUUCUUUGGGCUUUCUUGCCAUAUUCUAACAGAUUCCUGUAAUUCAUUACUAUGUCCUAAUAAGGUGGCGAAAUAAAAUAAAAAUAAAAAAUUGUCUAAUUUUUGCAAACGGACCAAUAAAAUUCAAGGUUCCGACUAUGCAACUGUUGAAAACUUUUUAAACUUAUACAGUACCUUACACUGUAAUUUUCAGGGAGUUAUAAUAACUCCUCUAGUGGGGCUAAUUUAACUCCUUACAGUGGAGUUAUUUUUCGUGGAGUUAUUUUAACUCCAAAAAGGAGUUUAAAGAACUCUUUUUCAGGAGUAAAAGUGACCCCAGAUAUUGAGGAGUUAAAAUAACCCCCAAAAAGGAGUUAUCCUGUACCUAAAAUUUUUACUCCACUUUCAGAGUUAAAUUAACUCCAAAAAGAGUAAAAACAACCCAUGUAAGGAGUAUAAGUAACCCCAUUUCGGAGUAAUUUUAACUCCAGACUGGGAGUAAAAGAACUCUUUUUCAGGAGUAAAAAUGAUCCCAAAUUCGCAGUUAAAUUAGGAGUUAAAAUAACCCCAAAAAUGGGGUUAUCCUGUACCUAAAAUUUUUACUCCAUUUUUGGAGUUAUAAUAACUCCCUAAAAAUUACGGUGUACCUUUCAGGAAACAGCCAUCAAAUUUAUAAAUAUCAUUGGUCCGUUUGCAAAACAAUUGAGAAUCCUUUGUAUUCAAAAACCGUUGUGAUUGGGUAAUCUUCUUCCUCGUGCCCCGGUUCGAGUAGUCGCACUGUAAGAAGUCCUAAGAACAUCCAUCAAAUGAAAAGGACUUUCAUAAAAAGACAUUUUCUCUGAACCGUUACUUUAUCAUAUUCCAAAGAAAUGACUGGAACUUGUGAAAUGUUUUGUAUUUGGUAUCUGGUAUUUGUGCCAGUUUUUUUAAGUGAUUGCAUGGAAGGUAAAUGUCGAACAUAAACCGAACAUUAUAUGUCGAACAUUAUCCGAAUCUAUUUUCAGUAUUUGGAGUGUAUUACUAAAAAUCAUGAAAAGUUCGACGCAAGGAUCGUUAGUUAGGAUCGACAGAUUUUUUUACUUCCUCGUCAAGCAGUGAUUGCUUGGCGAAGAAGUAAAAAUCCUAGGUAAGUAAUACUAUGUAAUCAAACUGUGUCUACUAGUAUAGUUAUUCGUUUGUGACGAGUCCACUUCUUGGUGGCGAGAUGACUGUAAAUACUCCUCGAUAGCCAGUAUUUUACAGGAAUGAUGUAAAACGCAAUCUAGCUAAUUUCAACCAUUAGAAAAUAUUGUUGAAGAAGAUUGAUUGCAAUUGGGCAGCAAUUGGGGUCGACCUAUAAUCUGUACUUAAGGCGAGGCCUUUCACUAAACACCGUAACCGAUCUAAUAGGCUCCCGUGGCGUCUAUUUAAGUUUAGAAGCCCGAACGGGGGCGUAUGAUAGAUAAGAGGCGUUUAAAAGAUAAGGACGUUUAUUCUAAUAACCGUCUUAAACGAACGCCACAAAACUAAUGCGCUUACGGCGAAUAUAUCACUGCAAUUUAUAAAUACAGUCAAACUCUCGCCUUGAGGACAACCCGCUAUAACGGACACCCCGAUAAAACGGACAGUAACUAAAUCGCCGGCAAAAGCAAAUUACAGACGUUUGACUGAAAUGAACUCCCGCUAUUACGGACUCUCGCUAAGAGGCACUAACUCGAGGUCACCAUUUUGUAGAAGUCUGUGAGCGUGAAUACCAUUUUCCGGUUCCAGCGACCGCGGGGUCAGGAACUCCGGCGCAAUUACGUUCGUCCCAAGGACUACGAGGAAGAAGAAAUCAUCACUCAAGAAACAGCAUUCACAGGAAAGAAUCAGAAUCGCCGCAGGAUGAAAACAACGGCAAGAGUAAGUAAAGCUAUCGUGGUCCCUCUUUAUGCAUGAAACGUCCUCAUGGUUAUAACAGGGGCACCCAAAGACGGUUUCCUCCUAAAUACAUUGAAAACACUUUUUAGGCUAUCUAGAGUACUUUGGAUCUCUAGAAAUGAUAUUCUAAGCUGCGCUAUAAAAUUUGUAUCUGUUCGGUCAUCCUACGGGAACGUGAGUGUUCUCAAAAUUACAAGGGCUUCAGUAUUAUUUUCCUGAAAAUUUUAGACGCAAUUUAACGUAUUACGAAGGUGACAAUUUUCUGAUCCUCCCUCCAUCACAGUUUUGAAUCCGAAAAUUUUAGGCUUCCUAUUUGCUACGAAAAAUAGUCUAACCUGGGGAGUGAAAUGUGAAAAAUCAAGCUUCAGAAAAUCGUGGGGAAUUUUUUAAAUAAACUUGAAAAAUGGUGCAUGAAUGGAAUGGUCAUCUAGAAAUUUUUAGCCGUCCUCAAGUAAUACAAAAUUCUAGGCAAUAUUUGGUUCUCCGAACAGAUAUUUUACCGAAAACAGUCGUUGGGUGCCCCUGUUAAGACGAUCGAACACUAUGGGCGCUUUCCAUUGAGCCCAAAUUUGCGGUUAGAAAUAAAAUGGAGCGGAUCAUUUCGGUUCGGUCCAACCGGUUUAUUUGAGACCACCUUUGACCGAUCCGGUCUUUUUGGUCGGUCGGACCGAAAUGUUCCUUUCCAUUUGACAAAAUUGUUGUCCCCACUACCGCUCUUUUGUAUCCUGCUUCCCUUCGCUAUAUAAGCCCUGGUAAAAUUCCUUACGAAAAUGUGUAAGUCCAGGCCUUAUGAGAGUCAGUUUGCAGUACUUUGAGAAGGAAUUUUGAAGCAUUUCCAGUGAUUCUAGGAAACUUAAAUUUCACAUUUUCCUGUGGGAGCAAGUCCCUGGAUCUUCUUGGUAUGCUAACUCUUACGCGCGUAAUGUAACCAAGAAAUCUGGAAACUGCACUAGGAAUUUCCGUCCAUUCCAAACGUUCAAUACAUUAAAAUUCUAACAUGACUCCGUGGCUUUCUCGUCAUUUUUCUAUGCAGUCGAACCUCCACGUGCAACCGCCUCCCAUAAGUAACCACAGAUCCAAAACACCAAACUUCUCCCAGUAAAAGCCUUACAGUUGAAACCUCUUAGACUAGCAAACGACCACCCCCCGUAAGCGCCCGUGACCCCUUAAUGAUUUUCUAUUGUUUUUAACCUCUUGUAAGCAACCACUUGACGCAUUCUGUGAUCUCUAUGUUCGCUGUGUGCACUGUGUUACCUAGAAUAUACGAAAAACAUUAGUAACAACUUGGACCUACACAUGCCGUAACUUGCAUGCAACAAAUUACCUUCCAUAAAGUAGAUGUGCCCGGGCCUCUUCUCGGAAGAGGCUCCCUGUGGUUCGAUUCUUGUAAGCGACCACCUGGUCUUUUCAUUUUGGGUCGUCGCUUACAGGAGCUUCGACUGUAUUUGGUUCGGUUUUCUUUUUGCUUAAGUCUCUUAUGGGAACUGCGAGACAAUGGAGUCGUGAAAAAUACGCAAUUUAGUCCCUAAAGCCUUGGAGUCAUGUGAGAAUUUUGGUAGUCAAACGUGGGUUAUUAAGGAAUGUGGGAAAACGAUAAAGGAACUGGGACCGAAAUGCGUCUCGCAAUUGUUUUUGGGAUCAUUGCAGGGGACGCGCAGGUCAACCAUUGGUCUAUUCUUUCCCUGUGCCUAGCAACAGUCCCAGAAGUCUUUGCAAACGUUAACUCGGACCAGUCUCCUCGCUUUUAAAUUGGCGAAUUAAGGAAUGUGGAAGCCGUGCAGGAGAAAUAAGAAGUUUGGGAAGAUAUGGAAAAUUGGUAGAUACCUCUGAUAAAACCUUACAUACGCAACUGCUUUUGUUACUGCCUUGCAGACAAGAUGCUCGUCCGAGAUUUACCCGGACAUAUUUUUAUAGAAUUGGGUAGACUUCUUAACCCAAAGUCUUUUAACAACUGGGCAAAAUUGGCAGGACUUCUUGGCUUUACAAGCACUCACGUUCAAAACUUUGGGUUAGAACCAGAGGAGGCGACCCAAAAUUUAUUGAACGAGUGGGGGCAGCAGGAAGGAUCGACGGUCGAUGUUCUCAUUGACAUUUUCAAGGAAAUGAAGCGGGACGACUGUCUUCAAGUGCUGAAGGAAUGGAGCAGUUAA